AUGCUCACAAAUUAAAUACUAACAUGUUCAGAACAUUAGAUGCAAGUGGAAUUGAUUAUUUUAAAUAAAUAAUUGACAAAGCAAUAGAGACUCGCGUGUAAGGAGUGUAUCAACAAAAUGGAGGGAAAUUAUAGGUUUAUCGGUUUUGAUAAAUUUAAAUAACAUGUAGAUGAUAACUAACAUUAAAAGAAUCAAAUAAUUGAUAAAGUAAUCAAUUAAACACUAGAAAUGAUUGAAAAAAUUUAGAAUUAAGUUGAUCAGUCAAAAUCUGAGCAAAUUCAAAAAUAUGCUCUCCUCCAAUCGUAGAUUAACCUCUGGAAAGAAAGUUUAAAUGAAACAAAAGCAAUAUAAUAGUCAUCUAAAUAUUAUUAAGAGGUUGAUCUAUUUUUGAAAAAUGAUUCAUAAUUUCGGUAAAUAAAUGAAUACCAAAUCUAGAGAGAGUUGGGGGAUGCUCUAACCACUCUUCUAUUAAAUUAUUAACCGAAGAUAAUUCUAUUGCUUAAUCAGCUUAUUGAAAUUCCAAAAUUACUCUAGGCUAAUUAUGGCAUUUUUGAAGCCUUUCAGAAUGAGGAAAUAUCGAACUUGAAAGUUGAUAAAUUGUUGAAUAAAGUAGAAAUUAAAUAAAUGAAUGAGGUUUAAUCUUAAGAUUAAUGGUGUUAUGCAAUUUAGUUUGAUAAAAAAGGAGAAAAAAUGAUAUCUACUUCUAACAAAGAUAUAAAAGUUUGGAGCUUUACUGAAGGCAAAUUUCAAUUAAUAUAAGUAUUGAAAGGCCAUCUAAAUAACGUAACAUGUUUACUAUUCACUCCUUAAUCUGAUUGCAUCAUCUCAGGUUCAUAUGAUCAGACCCUAAUAUGCUGGAGUAUGGAUGAAAAAAAUAAAUUUAUAUCCUAAUUUACGGUCAAACAGCAUAGUGGGAAUGUUUAUUGCAUUAUUUUAAAUAAAUUUGGAGAUGAGCUUAUAUCUUCAAGCAAAGAUAAAUCAAUUAAAAUCUGGAAAUUUGACCCAAUUAUCAAAAAUUUACAGAUUUAAUAAUCAUUAGAAAAACAUAAUGAUUCUGUGUACUCUGUGUGUUUAAAUUAAUCAGAAACUUUAUUAGUCUCUUGCGGGCAGGAUUAAUAAAUAAUAAUUUGGAAAAGAGACGAAUUAAGCAAAUGGCAAUUCAAUUAAAUUGUUACUUAAUCAAUCUAAGUCUAUGGUAAGAAACUUCUGUUUCUAAAUGAUGAUUAAUUUUUAUGGGUGACAGCUAAUCAUAAUUAGUAUAAUAACUCUAUCUAGGUCUAUGAAUCUAAGGAUGGAAUAUUCAUGGAGAAUUAGGAAAGUACAAUUCCUCUAAACGGGACUCAAAACUAGGACUACGUCUCAUUUCCAAUACAAUAUAACAGGGAGAGGAACUUGCUGAUUGUUAGACAUAAAUCAAUAAUAUAUUUAAUGAGAUAAUCUUUUGAAGGUAAAUUUGUAAUUUUCAACAAAAUACCCUGCUAGGAUGAAAAUAGUUAUGGGGCUCUAUCACCAGAUGGAAAAUAUCUGGUAUUUUGGGAUUGCAGGUACUCCAAUAAAUAAAGAACUAAUGGGUAGUAUUCAGUUAUUGAAUUCAUUUAUUAAUGA
Paramecium tetraurelia is the source of this 1605-nucleotide messenger RNA. RefSeq lists its product as uncharacterized. Gene Ontology annotation, biological process: iron-sulfur cluster assembly. Gene Ontology annotation, cellular component: cytosolic [4Fe-4S] assembly targeting complex. Gene Ontology annotation, molecular function: protein binding. The record is from RefSeq and is a predicted model, not a curated record. Lineage: Eukaryota; Ciliophora; Oligohymenophorea; Peniculida; Parameciidae. The transcript has a single exon.